Molecule: messenger RNA, 2119 nt
Organism: Phlebotomus argentipes
Lineage: Eukaryota; Metazoa; Arthropoda; Insecta; Diptera; Psychodidae
Gene: Rm62
Product: ATP-dependent RNA helicase p62
Exons: 5
Coding region: 132-1850 (572 amino acids)
Cellular component (GO): cytoplasm; nucleus; ribonucleoprotein complex
Molecular function (GO): RNA binding; RNA helicase activity; ATP binding
Source: RefSeq, a predicted model, not a curated record
GUUCAACACAUAACUAUCCUGACGUCUUGGUGAAAUUUUCUUCGAGAAGGAAUAUUGUGGUGAAACCUGCUGUAUUUGGCAAUAUAUCGAGACGUCUGUCCACAUUGCAAACGGAAUUCAUUGAAGACAACAUGGCACCACAUCAACGCUCAGACAGAGGUAGUUUCCGCGACAGGAAGUCCGAUGGGGGAAGCGGCGGACGCGGCGGUGGCGGCGGCAAUCGUCGCGAUCGCGACGGUCACGUGGCCAAGCCGUCCGGAAAGUUCACAAUCGGCAGCAUGAGAGCGCCCACGUGGGACAUGUCUAGUCUGCGCCCCUUCAAACGCGAUUUCUACGAGCCCCACCCCAUUACCAUGAAGCGCAGCCAUGUAGAGGUGGAACGCUAUCGUGGCGAACACGAGAUCACGUGCGAAGGCCCAGCGCCGAAUCCCAUUCAGAGCUUCGGCGAGGUGAAGUUCCCGGACUACGUGAUGAAUGGCAUCCGGAGGCAAGGCUAUGAGGCGCCAACACCCAUUCAAGCGCAAGGCUGGCCUAUUGCACUCAGCGGUACCAACAUGGUGGGCAUCGCACAAACGGGCAGCGGCAAGACGUUGGGUUUCAUCCUCCCGGCAAUUGUGCACAUCAACAACCAGCCGUCGCUAGCGCGUGGCGAUGGUCCCAUUGCGCUUGUGUUGGCACCCACGCGUGAGCUGGCCCAGCAAAUCCAGCAAGUGGCUACGGAGUUCGGCUCGGCAUCUUAUGUACGCAACACAUGCGUUUUCGGCGGCGCGCCACGUUUCAGCCAGGCCAGAGACCUGCAGCGCGGCUGUGAGAUUGUCAUCGCUACGCCAGGACGUCUAAUUGACUUCCUUGAGUCCGGCAAAACGAAUCUGCGCCGGUGCACGUAUCUUGUGCUGGACGAGGCCGAUCGCAUGCUGGACAUGGGCUUCGAGCCACAAAUCCGGCAGAUUGUCUCACAAAUCCGACCCGACCGGCAGGUACUGAUGUGGAGUGCAACGUGGCCGAAGGAGGUGCGUCGCUUGGCGGGUGACUUCCUCGGUAAGGACUACAUUCAAGUGAAUAUUGGCAGUCUGGAGUUGUCGGCUAAUCACAACAUCCACCAAAUCAUCGAAAUCUGCGAGGAGUUCGAGAAGGAGGACAAACUGAAGCAGAUCCUGGAGCAGAUUCAUCAGAAUCGCAGCCCCGGCAAGACCAUAAUCUUCGUGGAGACGAAGCGCAAGGUGGAGCACAUCACGCGCGUUCUGCGCUGCUUCGGCCUGAAUGUCUUCUGCAUUCAUGGUGAUAAGUCACAGAAUGAGCGCGACUAUGUACUGCGUGAGUUCCGCAAGGGUGACUGUCCCAUACUAGUGGCGACGGACGUGGCGGCACGCGGUUUGGACGUGGAAGGAAUCAACUUUGUCAUCAACUUCGACUAUCCGCAAAAUUCCGAGGACUACAUUCAUCGUAUCGGCAGGACCGGCAGAAGUCAGGCCACGGGCACGUCCUUUGCGCUUUUUACCAAGCAGAACUCCAAGCAGGCGAGGGAUCUAAUUGCGGUACUCCAAGAGGCUAAUCAGGAAGUGAGCCCGAAGUUGCAGGAAAUGGCUCGCUAUGGCGGCGGCGGUGGUGGUGAUAACCGGCGCUGGGGUGGAAGGUCUGGCGGUGGCGGCGGAGGCUUUCGCCGUGGUCCAUCCAAUUACGGAUCCGGUUCCGGAGGCUUCGGCGGCAGAAGGCGCGAUGAUGGACAGCAGCGCUAUGGCGGCGGCGGAAUGCGUUCCGGCGGUAGCGGUGGUGGUUAUGGUGGUGGCGGCGGUGGCGGCGCCAUGACAAACGGCUACUCGCAGUCUGGCAGAAGUCAUCGCUUCGAUUAAGAAACCACGCACUUAGUUUGAAUUGAUUUAGUGUUUAGUUUCUCAUUCUCUCUCAAUUUAUUAUUAAUGUGCUAUUAUAAUUUUUUUCUCUAAAUGCAUUAUUGAAAAUUCAUGUCACGAACUCUGGUGUGGAAAAGGGAGGGGAAAAGAGAAUUUCCCACUGCUAAGAGAUAAAUUAUGUGAAAUUUAGAGAUAUAAAUUUGUGUGCGUGUGAAAUAAUAGAAAAAGUGCGUGUGUGAUUGUUUAAUUUAAAAAGAAAAACUACAGAA